This is a messenger RNA of Chilo suppressalis (striped riceborer), 3843 nucleotides long. The record is from the annotation of a GenBank genome assembly. Lineage: Eukaryota; Metazoa; Arthropoda; Insecta; Lepidoptera; Crambidae.
CUAUUAUCUGUCAAUGUCACUGGGUGCUAAAACAAACGCACAUAACCUCAAAAAUCUCAUGUGUCGCCUUCAUCUGUGUUUACUCCAUAAAAUAAAAGACGUAGGUUUUCAUUCUUAAAUCUAAAAUACGUAGUUAUUUGCAGAAAUGGCAGAUACUGAAGAAUAUUUUCCUCGAGGUGGGAAGAAGCCGACGAUAACCUAUUUCAAACAAAGUGGAAACUUUUUAGGAGCUGCUGAGAAAGGGGAAAGGAAAAAGAAGAAGCAGAAGAAGAAAUCUGAUGCUGACGAUGGCUAUUUAUCUGAUGACAACAUCCCUGUUGAUAGAGCUUAUAAAAACUGUGCUUCAAGACUGGGUUAUAAAACAAUAAAAAAAGAUGUAGUGAUAUUAGGAAGAGUGAAGCAGGUGCAAGAAACCAAAAUAACUGUAUGCUUACCAGGAAAUAUGACAGGAACAGUAAUGGCCUGCCAUGUCUCUGAGGCAUACAAUAAACUGCUGGAAGCCUAUGUAAACGAUGAGGUAGAAAAAAUUAAAGAACUACCCGAGAUGUUCAGACUGGGGCAGUAUGUCAUUGUGAAGGUGCUGGAAGUGGACGGCACCAAGCUGAUGCUCUCCAUGAUGCCUCAACAUAUCUCCAGUGGUAGAGUGCACACGGAUCUGCAAAAAGGAGAUCUUUUGCAAGCAGCAGUGUCAUCAGUAGAAGACCAUGGGUUUGUGAUGGACAUUGGGAUUGCUAACACUCGACCAUUCUUGCCAAAGAAAAACACUAAUCCUGAAAUAGAACUUGAGGCGGGAUCGCUGACAUGGUGCUGUGUGAAGUCCCUCACGCCUUCCCCCGAGUCGUGUAUACUGAGUUUGAGUAAUGAACUGAGUGCGUUACAAAACGCAGCGCCUAGAAGGAAACCGACGCACUUAACGCCCGCUACACCGGUCUUCUUCACCGUCGAUAAGCCGUUGGAUAAUGGUAUUGAGGGUCACGUAUUUGACGAAACUACAGCUUACAUACAACGCCAGCACGUGGACAAAGUCAAGGGCAAGAAACCAGCACUCGGACAAAAGGUCAAAGCCCGUGUGUUGUAUGUGAUGCCUACUCGCAAUACGCCGUUCCUUACUAUGAAGGACAUCUUCGAGACGGCCUGCCCCGAGCUGGAGGCCGAGCAGACUCUCAAGGAGGGGGAGAUUAUCGAUGACGCAAAGGUGGUGCGUAUUCUGGGGCGAACCGUAAACUUUCGGUUGGGGCGAGGCUGUGUGGGCAGCAUGAGCCUCAGCCACGUGGCCGUCCAUGAGGACCUGGAGGAUGAGCAGGUGGUCGCCAACUCAUACCCUAUAGGCAGUACGCAUCGCGUUCGCGUAGUAGCGUACAACCCUUGCGACUUCCUGUACCUGGUCAGCGACCGUACUGAAGUUAUCAACGAGAAGUACUUCAGUCUGUCUGAGAUGCAAGUCGGGCAACUGGUCGACGCUACUGUAAAGGCCGUCACCGAUAACCACCUUUUAGUCGACGUGGGAAGAGUAACAGGCUACAUUCCCAGGAACCAAUUCUCCGACGCGGGUAUAUUCGUCGACCCGAAGAAAGCAUCAACAUCGAAGUUAACCAAGAAGUUCAAGCUCGGUCAGUCUUUAAAAGCGCGAGUCCUGGUGGUGGACCGGGCGAAGAACAGCUUAAUUCUCACGCUGAAACCCUCUCUGCUGGCUGAAGACCUGGAGGUGCUGAGCAGCUACGAGCAGGCACAGAUCGGGAAAGCGUACACAGGUUUCAUAAGGUUCGUACGCGACUACGUGCUGGUUACGUUCUUCGACAACGUAACGGCGUACGUGCCGCGCAGUUACGUCACCAAGGAACCGAUCGAAUCGCUGCAUGCAUCCUUCCAUCUCGGACAGAUCGUCAACUGCACAAUUUUACGAGUAGACGUGGAAAAUAAGAAAAUGAACGGUAGCUUAACAACUACGCCAUUUUGGCCAGCUAGCAAACGAGAAAAAACUGGAAAAAGGAAACACGAUACAGAUACUAAUGAAGAGUUACCGAAUAAAAAACAAAAACAGACGGAAGUUGAAGAAGAAUCGAACAAUAGAAAGAAAAAGAAACAAACAACCGAACAGGAGGAACUCAAGGAAUUGGACACUAGCGAAGAAUGCAUGAAUGAAAAUGAAGGGCAAAAAAAGAGAAAGAGAAAGAAAUCUAAAAGCUUUGAUGAAAAAUUGGAUAAUAUAGAACCUGAAAUAGAACAAGGGAAGAAGAAAAACAAGAAGAAGGAUGUCAAAGAACAGAUGGAGAGUGAAGAAAAACACAAAGCGUCGGAAGAGAGCGAUGCUAUAGAAACGGACAUAUACGAAGACAGCGACCACGUUCUGGCACCUCAAGAUUUAUUCCUCAUAGAUUUGUCAGAUUGUGACGACGCGCACAAAUGCAAAAGAAGGAUAGUGUCUUUAACAAAAAAUAUAAACGCACGAGCGAGACGAAUAGAUAAGAUAAAUGAAAAGAUUGUCAGAAUAGAAAAUGUAGGAUUAAGUGCAAAGAAUAAAAAAUACCACACAGCUAUGCAUACAGAAAAAUUGGUAACAGAAGAACGUAUCAAGAAAUUAUUAGAAGCAUUGAAGAACGCUCAGGAAAAGUUGAAAGGGUUAGGUUAUGAGGGAGAAGAUAGUAAAAAAGAGAAGAAAAUUAAAAAGAAAUCUGAAGACGCCGAUGUUAAAGAAGAGAUUAAAGAAGAAGAGGAACCGGACAAAAGAAAUGUUAAAGACUCAAAAGAGAGGAAAGAAAAGAAGAGUAAAAUUAAAGUAGUGGAGAAUUUAGAGCCGGUAUUAGAAGUUCCGAGUGCUAAAGACUUUUGGUCUGUGAACACUGAUGAAUCCACAAAGAAGACACAAGAAGAAAACUCCAGCAGCAGCGAUGAGGAGGAAAAAGAGCAACCCAAAAAGAAGCGGAAGAAGCUAACAGUGGCCGAGAAGUUAGCUAAGGCUCGCCAAGAAGAGGAGCACGUGCGCUCGCUCGAGCGACGAGCGAUCGAGAGCGACGCUCAGCCGCGCUCCAGCGAUCAGUUCGAGCGAGCGUUGCUAGCGAGCCCUGAUGCUAGCCAACUAUGGAUUGCGUAUAUGGCCUUCCAUCUACAGGCGACAGAGAUAGACAAGGCCCGCGCGGUGGCGCGUCGUGCGCUGAGUACGAUCUCAUUCCGGGAGGAGGACGAGAAACUCAACGUGUGGCUUGCGCUACUGCAUCUGGAACACCGGUUCGGCACCAAGGAGUCCCAACAAAAAACCCUUGAAGAAGCUCUGCAAACCAACGAACCGUACAAAGUUCACUCGAAACUCUUAGACAUAUUGGUAGAUACGGGCAAGGCGCAAGAACUCAACUCGCUUGUAGAACUCAUGAUGAAGAAGUAUAGACGAGAUUGUUCUAUGUACCCUCUUUGUGGGAGUGCUUGCUUCAAGCUGGGUUUAGUAGAUAAGGCGAGGAGCGUCAUGCAGAAAGCUCUCACCGCCUUGGAGAAGAAAGAACAUGUGUCAGUGCUAGUCCAAUUCGCUCUUCUUGAACGUUCCCUGGGCGAGAGGGAACGUUCCGAAGCGUUGUUUGAGCAGAUCCUCGCCGUUUAUCCGCAGCGGGUCGACGUGUGCGCCGUCUACGUCGACAUGAUGCUGAAGGCCGGCGAAUAUGAUCAUAUCAGGCAAGUUAUGGAACGGAUAACAUCACAGAAGUUACCAGCACGAAAAAUGAAGAUAUUGUACAAGAAAUGGGUAGAAGUGGAAGAAAAAAUAGGUGAUCAAGAAAAAGUGGAAGAAAUACGACAACGAGCACUGGAGUACAUAGAGAAAGCAAAGUUUUAGACAAUAAAUAAAUUAUUCUCUGA